Molecule: messenger RNA, 822 nt
Organism: Eufriesea mexicana
Lineage: Eukaryota; Metazoa; Arthropoda; Insecta; Hymenoptera; Apidae
Gene: SkpA
Product: S-phase kinase associated protein 1 SKP1-related A
Exons: 3
Coding region: 214-702 (162 amino acids)
Biological process (GO): ubiquitin-dependent protein catabolic process
Source: RefSeq, a predicted model, not a curated record
GAAACUACGAAGAGAAAAAAAAAAUAGAAGUAUAAGGACAUAAAUAGGGCCUCGACACAUCGAAAAGGAUAGAAAACGAAUAUUUUAAGAGAGUGAGAGAAUCAAAUUUAAAGGGGGAGCAACAGAGAACAAAAGAACAAGUGCUUUCUGCUGAUCAACGGUGUAACAAAUUAUUCGAUAAUUCUCUGCAUUGUCUACAAUAAGUAUUUCACGAUGCCUAACAUCAAACUACAGAGCUCAGAUGGCGAAGUUUUCGAAGUGGAUGUCGCUAUUGCAAAAUGUUCUGUGACUAUAAAAACCAUGUUGGAAGAUCUUGGGAUGGAUGAAGACGAGGAAGAAGUUGUUCCUCUUCCAAAUGUUAAUUCUGCUAUUUUAAGGAAGGUAUUACAAUGGGCUACUUAUCACAAAGAUGAUCCACCACUACCUGAAGAUGAUGAAAAUAAGGAGAAACGUACCGAUGAUAUAAGUUCUUGGGAUGCAGAUUUUCUAAAGGUUGAUCAAGGAACAUUGUUCGAAUUAAUUUUGGCAGCUAAUUAUCUUGAUAUCAAGGGAUUAUUAGAUGUAACAUGCAAAACUGUUGCUAACAUGAUAAAAGGCAAAACUCCAGAAGAAAUUCGCAAAACAUUCAAUAUAAAAAAUGAUUUCUCUGCAUCAGAAGAAGAUCAAGUUCGCAAAGAAAAUGAAUGGUGUGAAGAAAAGUAGAUUAAAGUGUUUCAGUAUUCAAAAAUUUAACAGUUAAUACACUAUCUGCAUUGUUUUAAAGAAUUCAUAAAAAUUGUCAUAGCACUGACCAUUCUAUGUACCAAAUAGUGACUGCGUUAU